Molecule: messenger RNA, 1199 nt
Organism: Schizosaccharomyces japonicus yFS275
Lineage: Eukaryota; Fungi; Ascomycota; Schizosaccharomycetes; Schizosaccharomycetales; Schizosaccharomycetaceae
Product: histone H2B alpha Htb1
Exons: 1
Coding region: 183-560 (125 amino acids)
Biological process (GO): chromatin organization
Cellular component (GO): chromosome; site of double-strand break; nucleosome
Molecular function (GO): DNA binding; structural constituent of chromatin; protein heterodimerization activity
Source: RefSeq, a predicted model, not a curated record
CAGGGUUAGGGUUCUGAUCGCGCUCUUAAGUAUAUAAGGCAACAGGGUCGUCGCACCUACCACUAUCAACCACUGUCGCGACGAGCAAGCAAAGUUUGAGCUACUUUCGUGUUUAAUCGACUCUAAAUUCUACGACCCAGUUUCUGUGAUUCACCAACUAAUUCCUUUUUUUACACACAAAAAUGUCUGCUGAAAAGAAGCCCGCAUCCAAGGCCCCCGCCGGCAAGGUCCCCAAGGACACCAUGAAGUCUGUCGACAAGAAGCGUGGUAAGAACAGAAAGGAGACCUACUCGUCGUACAUCUACAAGGUGUUGAAGCAAGUCCACCCCGACACUGGUAUUUCCAACCAAGCCAUGCGUAUUCUCAACUCUUUCGUCAACGAUAUCUUUGAGCGUAUCGCCACCGAGGCUUCCAAGCUCGCCGCCUACAACAAGAAGUCCACUAUUUCUUCUCGGGAGAUCCAAACUGCCGUCCGUCUUAUUUUGCCCGGUGAGCUUGCUAAGCAUGCUGUCACUGAAGGCACCAAGUCUGUUACCAAGUACUCUAGCAGUGCCCAAUAAACAGAUUUAUGAGUCCUGUCGUUAGCGGCAAUUCGCUGCUUUUGACUGUUCUAUAUGAAAACGUGUCUUGCAUUGCAUUUGUUCUAUCGCGCGCGUCGGCGCGUCUUUUCCCGUUGAUUCCUUUUUUGUUUGUGACAUUGUUUGCCCUGUAUCCGGUAGACGAAUGGGUCUAGACGUGGGUGUGCGCCUGUGACGUGUUGCCGACGCCUCUCGUUCCUUCUCGCUCGCGGUGCCGUGUCGGAUUCGCAUCGCACUGUAUAUCUUUCCCCCUUACCACUCCACUAUAUACCGCCGGUGCCGCUUUAAAGCGAAUAUAGGACGAGGAGGUGGAGCCGUGUCGCUCGCUAACAAGGCACUGCUGCUGUUUUAUCCCUGGGUGCACGACCUCGUCUUCCCCUUCUCUCGCCCUUAUUCCCGCGUCGGUUGCCUACGGUUAUUCGUGGUCUGGCCGUGUGUACCUUUUCCUGUUACCAUUCUCCUUUUUCUGGCGGUGAAAUGCAUGUUUGUGUUUGGACUCAAGUGCUGUUGGCCGAUUCACCGUGUUCCCAGCGCCGGCGCUUGGGCGGCAGGUGAUUGAUCGCUAUUUGGCUCUGUUCUACCCGCACUUUUGUCGCGAGUCAAUAGGUGCGGCUCUUCCGC